AUUUUCUCUUAGGCUAACCCCAAAAGAGAACCAACUUUGUAGUUAUUCCAAUGAUCCAAAUCUCCGAGUUUCGAUUAUGCAAUUUUCUCUAAGAUGAUCGUGUAGAACUAAUUCGUUAUACCAAUAGAAAUUGGUAGAAGUGCUUAAAAACCUUCCUUGGGCGAGUAAAAUUUCAGUUUCAAUAGUGAAAUGAGAUGCAUGGAACCCGUGGAAUAGAAAAUAGGCAGAGCCCUAUGUUGAAAGUUUGAAAAAUAUUGCAUAAAAUGAGCACUGUGGUAAUAGCCAUUUGAUUCAAGGGAAAGGCAAUGGAGGAGAGGGUGCGUUCCUGGUUCACACGAGUCAAUCCAACUAAUAACGGUGAGCAGCAGCAACAGUUUCAGUUGCGCCCCACUUCGCUACUUGCAAAUUGGAAGGCGUAUGUCUCCGUGCCAUCGUCGUCACAAAAUGAGGUGGAUGUGGAAACAGGAUCAGCCUCCGAAUCCGCCUCUGUCGCAGAAUCAUUGGCUCCCUUUUUCAGAUCCGCCAAUGAAACCCUCGUCGGCACCUUCGACAUAGUAUCAAAGGGAGUGCGGGACUUACCAGGAAGUGUUCAAUCAGCUGCCAACACUUUUCCUUCAGGAAAAGCCCUCGUGUACUUUGGGCUGCUUAUGGCAACGGGGAUUUUUUUCAUCUUCAUUGCGCUACUAUUGUUUCUUCCAGUCAUGGUUGUGAUGCCCCAAAAAUUUGCAUUAAGCUUUACCCUCGGUUGUCUAUUUAUUAUUCUUUCUUUCUUUGCAUUGAAGGGUCCUAAAACUCAGCUUCUUCACAUGGUCUCCAAAGAGAGAUUACCAUUCACCAUUGGAUUUUUGGCAAGUAUGUUGGUUACGAUUUAUGUAUCUAUGGUUCUCCACAGCUAUAUCCUUUCUGUCAUUUUCUCUGGUGUACAGGUUCUGGCAUUGGUAUAUUAUGUUAUUUCAUACUUUCCGGGAGGUUCUGCUGGUCUGAAGUUUCUUACAUCAAAAAUUAUCUCCUCGAUAAUGAAGUGUUUUGGUCAGUGAUGUGUAUGACAUCUGAAAUUUUCAAUUUGAGAAUUCAAAGCCGUUUAUGGAAGGAGAUAUGCUGGAACUUCAUGUUAGAUAUUCGUUUAUUACUCUCAGUGAAUCCGGGUACAAUCAGAAUGCUAUAUAUUUACGGUUGACCCAGUGUUUUGUUCAUAUUAUGCUUUGAAGAAUUCCUCUAUGGGAUUCCCUAGAGAGUUUUGUGCAAAAGAACCCCACGAAUGGAAAUUCAGGAGAUCUGUCUGAAAUCUUCCAUGUUUAAUUUGCCUUAGAAGUUGAUCAUAAAAGAUUAUUUGCUUGUUUAGUUUAAAUAAUGUAAGAAUUAUGAUUACUGCAGGUUCCUUAUGGGAACUUCCAUCUUGUUACUACAGACAACUAGAAUACAGAAGGUUCCGUUUA
Molecule: messenger RNA, 1436 nt
Organism: Cryptomeria japonica (Japanese cedar)
Lineage: Eukaryota; Viridiplantae; Streptophyta; Pinopsida; Cupressales; Cupressaceae
Product: protein transport protein sft2
Exons: 4
Coding region: 306-1037 (243 amino acids)
Biological process (GO): vesicle-mediated transport
Cellular component (GO): membrane
Source: RefSeq, a predicted model, not a curated record